AUGGAGACCGUCGAUCCAUCGACAGCUCUGGCCAUGACGACGAAAGCUUUAGCAUUUGAUAUGAAUUUACGUCUAUGGCGUGUAGAAGUAUCUCUUGCUGUACGAAAACUUUUGUCUCUUGGACGUACCUAUGAAGUCCAUUAUUCACUACCUCGUGAUCCCGUGGAAAGUCUAGAGCUCACUACAAAUUUUGGUCUUUUUGUGACUGCAACAAUGAACUCUCAUGUAUUUCAAGUGGAAAAGAUCCAAGCACCUCAGUAUUCAAUGGCAUUUGUGGACAAAGUAGCAGGUCGUUCUUCAAUUCAUACCCCCAUCUGCACCGUGGAAGCAGAUGAUUAUUUGGUUGGUAUCGGUACUGAGGAUCUUCUUCUUUGUCCACGAACACUCAAGCAACUUCAUAAAGAUGUGGCAACUCUUGGAUCUCAAGUCACAAUCAAACAGGAACAUGAGAAAUCAUCCUGGAGGACCAUUGUACUACGUUUCGUGCGCUUAGGGGCGUCAAUAAAGGCAGAUCCAAGACAAGUACGUACUCCCGGACGGAUCCUACGUCUUCUUGAUGAAAUGAGCAUGCACCACGUGCAUUUGGCGAAACGAUACGAUGAAUUGAUCAAACAGGACCGAAUAGCAGUACAACGACUGCACUCGGCAAAGAAGUUGCUGAUGUAUGUGAAAGUAAUGACGGGUGAUACAAAAAACACCUUGAUGCAGGACAGAACGUUCCAAUUUACAGACAAGUUCCGAAAAUGGUAUGCUGCGAUCACCAAUGAAGAGGCUCCCACUGUAAAUAAGCAUAUCGUCAUGACCAAUGAGCUCGAGCAUCCGGCGGAGGAUAUGGCAAUCGAAAUCAAUUCAGAGCAACCUGAACAUGAUUGCUACACUGGCUACACUGGCUAUACUGGCAACUCGAUUGUCAAAUCAAUACUACGCCAGCAAAGCUCGUAUUCAUCCUCGUCUGGUCUAUCGGCUGAUGUCUCGAAAAGACGUGUUACAUUUGCCACGGAUUUAACAAAUGGGCAGACCAGUACCGCUGAACGAUUCGUGAAGUCUACACAAGUUCCAGCUCCGAUGUCGGCUCCUCCGUCUCUCCCGAAACAAUCGAAUGAAGAUAGCAUGACUACGAAGAUAAGGACAUUUGGUGUGGAGGAAGGCCGAUCGUAUCUUAUGGCUCUGAUUGGCCCUAAUGUCGACCUCGUGUCAUCACUUCAAGAACUAACAACUGCUGUUCAAACUGUGCCCUCGCUAGUCAUCAACAAGGAGCUCAUAUUGGCUCCAGGCCUUAAGCUUCGAUGCGACAUACAAUCGAAUAAACCGGGUCAAUAUAGUGCCCAUGUUCGGCUAGGGCAUUUGUCAUUCAAUUGCACUGCUACGUGCGAGAGGGAUGCCACCACUGGUGCACUGAUACGGCUAACACGAGCAAUUAGCGAACACCGAAGAUUGUACGGUAAUAUGCUGUUGUAUUUGAAAGCACAGUUUGGUUUCUGUACAAGCAGCGAUUCCCGAAAAGUGAAGGACGCAGCCUUCAACUACCUUAUCAAAAAGAGGAUAGUGCGACUUUUGGAAAGGCCAGGUGGAGAACCCGGCAACGUCAUUUACGAUGUUGUGGGUCUAAUCCAAGAAUUUCCACUCAUAUGUAGACGUGGUUCAUCCCUCCCCAGUACGAAAAGUGAAGUAGUUGAUGCACUUAUGAUGUUCUUGAUGGAACUAGUUGACCAGUAUGAGGAGAGUCUGAAACGCGACCGCGUUGAACAGAUUAAGAAUGAAAUCAAACCGAGAACAGAUGAGAAAGAAGGUGCUGAGGCUCAUGUAGAAAGCACAUAUGAUUCCGAUGAGAUGGAAGACGUAUGCGAUCGCACUAAAAGCAUUGACAGUGACAAGAGAGUCGCAGAGUUAAGAUCGAUGGGUAUUUUGCGAAAGCGACGCUAUGCACCGGAUGUAGAUGAUGUCCAUGAAGACGAGCGUGGGGCAACCCGUCCUCGCUUGUCGUAUUCAACCCCGGACCGACAAGCACUUGUACGGCCUGAUAAACGACCUGUGGAGCAAGGUGGUGACAAUGUGGCUGCUGUGAACGUAACGAACCUGUUUGUUGAAGACCGAAGCGGAUCAAAUCGCAAUCGUGAUACACCGUCCCGCUCUGAGGAUGAAGUUGCAAAGGCGAAGUCGGAUGUGUAUCAGGGGUUGCUAAUGUUUCUUUUCCAGGAUUGGAGUAAGGUUGGAAAAAUCGUAAAGGAUACCGUGUGGGAUCUGAGCGUGGAGUCGGAAACAAUUAAGAUUACGUCCAGUUUUACGGUAGGCUUUUACGCUCGAGCUGGGUUGAUUCACCGGACUGCUGCAAAGCAGAACAAUGGGCUGAUCCGCUGGGAGCUCACUGCGUCAGAGGGCGUGGUCAAGGCCUGUGGGGAAGGAUCCUCUACUGAAAUCGCGAAGGACAAGGCAGUUACAAUUCUGGUUAACACGCUGGAUGGGAUGGUUCAGACGUGGAAGGCGUUGCUUUCUACGUAUAACGAGCGGCUAGCUCGAACCCCAACAACAUUGAUGGCCGCGAACGAGACACAAGCUAAAAAUCGCGACAAGGUGUCAACAUCGGAAAAGCUUGUGCCACCCAUGUUUAUGUAUUUUAUCAAAGUUCGCAAUACGCUAGCAAUUUCAACGGCGUGUCUAAAUGCGAAAGAUGCGAAGCGUUCUGCCAACGAAAGAUGGCGCGACAUCCUGGAAUCACUGAAGAAGAUGAUUGCAGCUUCAUCAUGCUUGCCGAACAGAAGCACGAAUGCGGCACAUGCUGCCGCGGCAUCUCAAUCUAGAGCUUCGACAGCAGCCGCCUUGGUGAAAAAAGCCAAUCUUAUCUUGUGCAGUGACGACGAGAUGGAUAAUGAUGACGAUGACUAUGAUAACUACUCAGAUAAAGCAUCGGAUGAUGACGAUUGGGAUCCGUCAGUAGUUAAGACAGCACCAGAUACAAAUGCCGUGGCAGAGCUGAAAGCUUUCGAAAGUGAGCUUCAAAAGGAGUAUGCUGAGCAGUCUGAGUCCUGUCUCUCCGAUGAUUCAAAAUUCCGUGCCGCGAUCCGAAGCCUGUUUACUCCAACAGAUGAGCUAUGUGCCGGAAUUAAUAGGCUUCGAGCGUCACUUAAGUACCGGGGAGCUGAACACAGAAUAAUCGUUCCCAAUGUCACAGCGAAUAUUAAGAUGGAGCGCCUUCAAGAAGGUAUCUUUGAAGUUCUUGUCGACGUCAACGACGUUAUUCGCUUCAAGGCGUCGGAGAGAACAAAGUCUGGUGCUUGUAAUGCUGCUGUCGACGGUGUGCUGAACAAGCUGAACAAGAUUCGAUCGGUAUGGGCGCAACUUCUUCAUUUCCUAGACGUCAAAUCUCUGUCUUACGUCUCGCCCAUUGACUCUUUCCGAGACCUCAAGUUAUCCGGCAUCGCCAGUAUUACAACUCAAGUAGAAGAGCCGUCUCGAGCAUCAUUCGGUCCUGAUUCUCGCGCAAGUCCUGGUGUUCACUGCGUUGUACGAGUAGACGAUCAUGUCUUGUGCCGAGCAACAUGGAAAACAGAAGCGGAGGCUCGUCGUUUGGCCGAGUGGAGGGCUGCACAAUUUUUGAUUGAUUUGAUUGACUGUGGGCUUGAUUCGAAGCCACUCAAAACCGAAGAUGAGAAGAUGGAGAUCGAUGACGAAUUAUCAAGCGUCGGAAAAACCGUUGCUUGGUCAUGCCUCAUUCGGAUCCAGGAUGCAUCUGAUACUAGUAGGUUUCACGAAUUUCCAGUGGAUGCAUUCUCAUGCCAUACUCGUAACGGAAUGGUGCCUAAACAUCUCCCAGAUAGCCGCAGCAUAGUGGUGACACAGCGUGGAGCUGUGAGAAUGGAACGAAUAGAGACCGAAGUUCGCAAUCUUCACGAUUCAGCAAUGGCAUUUUUCUGCAUAGAGUCUGCGUAUGAUCACUGGAAAUUUGUGCGACAAUUGGUCCGUUAUUCGGACAAAAGAAAGCGUAUUGCACGUGUACUUGCGCUUUCCAUUUCCCCCGAGUGUCCGUACAAUAUGUACCUGAUUCCGCCAGGGGCAUCCAUAAACAGUGAGCACAACUCGUACUGGCCGGAAAAAGCGUUGCCUCGCUUUGGAAUUGGGCGUAAGAAUGUGGUUGGAUUCUUGACAAAAAAGAGAAUGGACUAA
Messenger RNA from Peronospora farinosa, 4161 nucleotides. The record is from the annotation of a GenBank genome assembly. Lineage: Eukaryota; Oomycota; Peronosporomycetes; Peronosporales; Peronosporaceae.